Hyaena hyaena (striped hyena) is the source of this 1410-nucleotide messenger RNA. RefSeq names its product complement C1q and tumor necrosis factor-related protein 9A. Lineage: Eukaryota; Metazoa; Chordata; Mammalia; Carnivora; Hyaenidae. The record is from RefSeq and is a predicted model, not a curated record. The transcript is spliced from 4 exons. Gene Ontology annotation, molecular function: protein binding. Bases 240 to 1238 code for a protein of 332 amino acids.
UGAUACCCGUAGAAGAUGCUACCUGACUCCAGCCUGGCUGCAAUUUUUGAAGUUCUUCCAAAACAUCUUGUGCCUUACUCGGUUCCCUCCCCCUUCCUGCUGUUUUGCAGAUACACCCACUAGGGAAUUCUAUGGCAGGAAGGCGGGAUUGUAUUUAGUUAGCCCUCGAUUCCUGCUUUAAGCAGCAGCUGGGUGCAGCCUGCGGCCCUGGGCUUCAGUUCAGCUCCGUCAUCUGAAACAUGAGGAUCUGGCUGCUUCUGCUUGUGAGUGGAAUCUGCCUGGGAAGCGUGAACCCACAGGACACGUGCAGGCAAGGGCACCCCGGCGUCCCCGGGAAUCCGGGUCACAAUGGCUUGCCUGGGAGAGACGGACGCGACGGAGCAAAGGGCGACAAGGGAGACGCAGGAGAACCAGGACAUCCUGGUGGUCCAGGGAAGGAUGGAGUGAACGGAGAGAAAGGCGAGCGAGGAGCAGAUGGAAGAGUUGAAGCCAAAGGCAUCAAAGGGGAUCAAGGCUCGCAGGGACCCCCGGGAAAACACGGGCCGAAGGGCUUUGUGGGUCCCAUGGGAGAGAAAGGUCUCCGGGGGGAGACUGGCCCUCGAGGACAAAAGGGGGAGAAAGGUGACGUGGGGCCCACCGGUCCAGACGGGCUACGGGGCGACAGCGGGCCUUCAGGCCCCCCGGGUUUGCCUGGCCCUGCGGGCCCCAUCGGAAGGCCUGGCCCCAAGGGAGACGCUGGCCCCCUCGGGCCCCAGGGGGAGCCAGGGGUCCGGGGACUGAGAGGCUGGAAAGGGGACCGAGGCGAAAAAGGGAAAAUCGGCGAGACUCCGGUCUUGCCCAAAAGCGCUUUCACGGUGGGGCUCACGGUCCUGAGCAAGUUUCCUGCUCCGGACGCGCCCGUCAAGUUUGACAAGAUCCUGUACAACGAAUUCAGUCAUUACGACGUGGCCACGGGGAAGUUCACGUGCCACGUGGCCGGGGUCUACUACUUCACCUACCACAUCACCGUGUUCUCCCGGAACGUCCAGGUGUCUCUGGUCAGAAACGGGGUGAAAAUGCUGCACACCAAGGACGGCUACACGAGCUCGGAGGACCAGGCGUCCGGCGGCAUCGUGCUGCCGCUGAAGCUGGGGGACGAGGUGUGGCUGCAGGUGGCAGGUGGGGACAGGUUCAACGGCUUGUUUGCAGACGAGGACGACGACACAACCUUCACAGGCUUCCUUCUGUUCAGCCAGUGACGGAGGCGUUUGCGACUCCGCCUCACCACCGUCAGGGAGGCUCGGUUAAGACCUCCUGGUGACUCGACUCUACGAAUUACUCUCGUCAUUGUAAUAACCGUGGGGGGCAGGGGGGCAACCAAACGCUCGCCCUAGGGCGCCUGGCUGGCUCAGCCGGGGACGCCUCACAGCU